Scutellospora calospora is the source of this 146-nucleotide messenger RNA. The record is from the annotation of a GenBank genome assembly. Lineage: Eukaryota; Fungi; Glomeromycota; Glomeromycetes; Diversisporales; Gigasporaceae.
GUUUUGUCAGUGACGGAUUAAUGAAACUAUAUGGUUUUGUCAGGUCACGUGAGUUUAGUCAGGCAUCAUUACCGGCCGUCAUAGAACAUAAAAAUACAGUUUGGAAAGGAAGUAUUUACGAUAUGGUAGAAAAAUGGUGUAGUUAA